Paramormyrops kingsleyae is the source of this 2429-nucleotide messenger RNA. The record is from RefSeq and is a predicted model, not a curated record. Lineage: Eukaryota; Metazoa; Chordata; Actinopteri; Osteoglossiformes; Mormyridae.
UCGGGGCUUUGGGAUGAGCCAAUGGCACUUUCCGGGGGGCCGAUUCAUGCUAAACGGGAAGCGCCCUGCGGCCAACUGCAGCUGAUAGCGUGGGAUUUGCGUUCAGCGCCGCAGAACCACCGUGCAUCGGCAGCAUCAGGUGGUUUCUCACAAGCAGCCUAGCAUCUCAGCUCGUCGUAGCGGGUGAAACGUUCGGCUUUUAAUAAUCACGUUAAAAACGAAGUUCUUCUCGCCGAGAAAGAAAAAUGCAGCGAUGACACCGCCACACUUUUAUCUUAGGGGUAAAUAGCGAUUUGUUUUGAUGAUUAAAUCUGUUAUGCGAUCUGCAGGUUAAAUAUUCGGGGACGAACACAACUUUGUACUGGAAGUAUACCAAGGACAGGAGGAAAGUGGGAAAAUGGGUAGGAAAAAGAUUCAGAUCUCUCGGAUCCUGGACCAGCGAAAUCGGCAGGUGACCUUCACCAAGCGAAAGUUCGGCCUGAUGAAGAAGGCGUAUGAGUUGAGCGUGCUGUGCGACUGCGAGAUCGCCCUCAUCAUCUUCAACAGCACCAACCGCCUCUUCCAGUACGCCAGCACCGACAUGGACAAGGUGCUGCUGAAGUACACCGAGUACAGCGAGCCGCACGAGAGCCGCACCAACGCCGACAUCCUGGAGACUCUGCGCAGGAAGGGCCUGGGGCUGGAGGGAGUGGAGGUCUACAGCGAGGAGGGUGUUCCAGUGCCGGCCGGGAAGUACCAGCAGCUGGAGGAGAGCGUGGACCUGUCUGUCGCACGCCAGCGUUACUACCCGCCGCCAGCUCCCCCUCCCCCGGAAGGCCCGUAUUUGCUUUCGGAGAACGGAUUCUCGGCGGGAAACGGCCCAGGCCUGGCGCCGCACCGGUCCCCUGCCUUUAAGCCCGGUUCCUUCAAACCCGGCACGCCAAGCCCGACGGGAUCACAUGCCCACUCAUCUCUUGGGCCGCCGCACACAGGUGAGAGCACUGGCAUUGCCAGGAGGUCACCUGUCAGCCACAGAGGGAAAGCACGCGUCGACUGUUACCCUACAGAUGUAUAUUAUAUCAUUUCGGGAAUGACUGUGAUGUACUUUCUCUCAUUAUCCUCAGAGUAUCCCUACGGGGGUUUCACCCACCCUGCCAGUUUACACCGAUAUGCUAUGAGCCCCUGGCAGCCAUCGCCCCCCCAGGACACCGCCCACGGGAUGUCCAGCGGGGGCUGCUCCCUCACAGCGCCCAGCUCCGCAGCAGCCCCGCAUCUUCGCUCCUCCCUCAACCUCAGCAUCAAAUCUGAGCGCGCCUCCCCCGAGCACUCGGGCUCCCCGGCCACUCCCCCCCUCCAUCGCGUCGAGCACCAGUCGCCAAUCAGCAACCAUGAGGAGGCAGGCCACGCCCACCCUGAGGCAUACCCCAUCAUGGAGAGGGAGGAUGUGCAGAAAGGAGGCUACCUGUGUCAACACGGCUCAGCCCGGCCCACGGCGGACGACAAGGGCGGGAUGCCGAUUCGGCAGCUGGAGAUCGUGGAUGGGUGGCAGAGAUAGCCAGGCGGCCUGUGAAGGGGGGGUGGCUGGCUUCCCGAUUCGCGUAUCCCGAAGGAUAAGCCCCAGUGUUCUGCUCGUCCUUGUGGGAUCACACAGUUCCUUUUGUGUUCCGGAAUGGGACAGAAUUCGGGCCGGCUUGUCGGUUUCAGAUACAGCUUCUGGAUAGAGGAAGCGAAAUCCCUCUUACGGCCGUGUGGAGCCUGAGCAGAUGAGCUGAGCUCAGGACGUCCCCUUCACCUUCACAGGGUACCAAAGGCUUUGCGUUUCAGAAAAGCAUGGCGCCGCCUGAAAGCCCCCCGCUUCUUUAUCGUAGUUUUUAUUCUGCGCAGUAGUCGUGUGUCAGCGAGAAUUGGUAUAAUCCCCUCCCCCAACGCCAGUCAGAGAUGAGGCUGUGCGUGGUGUCUUUUUACAUUUCACAUAAUGGCCCCCUUGGAAACCCAAAACUCAAGGUGUGGCAGUUCAGGUAAACUAACUAAACUUAGCUGAAAUGCCUGUUGGGGUGUAGUAAACCAUGAGUAGUAACAAAUUAUAAAAUCAUUUUAUAGUCUUAGAUCUUUUUUUUUUCAUUGAAAUGACUUUUUACAUAGUGAUAGUACCACGUUAAUGUUACGAUUCGAUUGUUUUUCUUUGUAAGUUUUUCCUACCUUCACAAUUUGACGUGUCCCAAUAAGGGUUUUCUGAAAGAUGCACUAGAAGAUACCAGGCUUUCACCAUCACACUUCCUGCCAGCCUCAUAUCUCAUUUUUAAGUGAACGAAGCAAUUUUAAAUGGAUCUGAUCUACCAAUUUGUAAUAUGGCUUUUGAUUACCGUGACUCGUGCUCUGCUUCCAAAUAAAAUGCCUGCAUAUUUCUUUUUCUGUUUUCUGUGGAAAGAAAGAAAUAUCUGUAGCUGAAA